Molecule: messenger RNA, 1225 nt
Organism: Malus domestica (apple)
Lineage: Eukaryota; Viridiplantae; Streptophyta; Magnoliopsida; Rosales; Rosaceae
Source: RefSeq, a predicted model, not a curated record
UUCUUUCAUUUUUUCACCUCCACUGUGGAUCUGCAAAAACCACCAAAUGGGUGUUCAAAUACACAAUUUGUCUCUAUCCUCCCUGAUUAUUUUGAUAAUUUCAGCUGCAAGUCUGCAACUUUUAGCAGAAUCCAAGACUUUCUGGGCCGACAUUGAAGCUCUCAAGGAGUUCAAGAACUCACUCAACCUCGACUCAGUGAGUCCUGGUUCGUGCGUCAACUCCUGGGACUUCACCCUCAACCCCUGCGGCAACCUCUUCAAUGAUCGGUUCACCUGUGGCUUCCGCUGCGACCUGGUCAACAACUUCUCGUCCGCCAGCCAGCUCACCGAGCUCACCGAGCUCACCCUUGACCAGGUCAGUUACUUCGGCUCGCUCUCUUCCCUAUCCUGGAACUUCCCGUAUUUACAAACGCUUAACCUUUCUAACAACUUUUUCUCUGGAUCGAUCCCGGACUCGCUUUCUAACUUAACACGGCUGAGUCGACUCGGUCUCUCCGGCAACUCGUUCUUCGGCGCUAUUCCCGACUCAAUUGGAUCCCUUUCGAACCUUGAGGAGCUUUUUCUCGACAACAACCGCCUUGACGGUGCAAUCCCACAGAGCUUGCACGGCCUGGCGCAGUUGAAGCGGCUUGAGCUUCAGGGGAACCAGCUUGGCGGUGAGUUUCCCAAAUUGGGUUCUCUCCAGAACCUCUACUACUUGGACGUCAGCAACAACGCCAUAUCUGGUGGCGUCCCAAUAAAUUUUCCGCCAUCUUUGCUCCAAAUCUCCAUGCGAAACAACAGCUUAGAAGGAAGCAUCCCGGAAGCAGAGGAUGAGGAAGCAGCAAAGCUCAAGCUCUCCAAUGGCGCCGCAUCUUCUCCACCGACAUUCAAAACCACCAAGCUGCAAAAUCAAGACCAAGAAAAAGAGCCGUUCGUCGGAGUGAACAUUGGCACCAACGUUUUGAAUCUUCUGUCUCCGUCGGACCUCGUUUUGUUUCUGCAACUCCAGCAGAUCAACCACGUCCGCCUUUAUGAUGCCGAUCUAGACAUCCUCAAAGCCCUGUCCAAAACCAAGAUCCGGAGGUUAUCAACGCCUGGGAACUCAUGGAGGGGCUCAAAGAAGGACGAGACAUGCAGCAGCAACAGCAACCAGCAUCAAGUCAAUCACAAUCUCCCCGAACAAGCUCUCUUCGCUGACCGGGGUCAGCGUCAAGGCCCUGUUCCUGUGGCUCAACAUCGUUGA